UAUAAAUGACUUACUAAUUUAAUGCUAGGGCUAGUUCUCUGUAUUAUCCCAUCAGAGCCAAUUCUGAGUUUGAGUUUACCUGUAAUCAAUCACUAGUCAAUAUUAACCAAAACUAGAUUAAUUUGAAUUUGUAGCAAUUGUUGCUAAUACAUUUUCUUAAGCAAAUUCCAACUUGGACAAUAUUCACAAGUGUUUUUGUGACAAUGGGAUCGGAGCUGCUCAUCAUGAUAAGGGUGAUAAUGUUGUUAGGUUUGAUAAAUUGCGCGGCCAGUGGACUUGACAAGGUGGGCGGCAAAUAUGGCUGGGACCAGAAUGUUAACUAUACUGAUUGGGCUGCUCAUAGCCAUUUUUACGUCGGCGAUUGGCUUUAUUUUGUGUUUGACAAGCACUAUUAUAGCGUGCUAGAGGUGAACCAGACGAACUAUGAGCAGUGCAUUGAUCGUGAUUUUAUAACAAACAUUACAAGGGGUGGACGAGAUGUUUUUCAGCUAACUCAUGCAAGGCCUUAUUACUUUAUCAGCAGUGGAGGUUACUGCUUCCAUGGAAUGAAAUUAGCUAUAAAUGUUGAAGAACCUUUGCCAGCUUCUCCUCCACCUUCUUUUUCAUCAGCCAAAACUAAUGCUUCUCCACCCCAAAUUCGAAAACAUUUUACUGCCCCAGUUCUCUUUGUGAUUAGCACUCUUGUGUGGACGUUAUUGUUUGCUCAAGCUAGGUCGUUAUGACUCCACUGCACGCAAGAGUUCUUUGCAGGCUUGUCUAGGAUUUAAUCUUUAUGAAUUCGAAGUUCUUAGUCUUUGCAAAAUAUGUCUAUUUAUAUUAACUUUUAGGAACUUUCACACACAUCUAAGUUCGGGAAUUUGUUAAUGUUUCAAAGUUUAUCAGGCUAGCAACUUGUUCAUGUGGGAUCAGAUUAUGAAUUAACUGCUUUCAAUAUUUUAUCUAGUUUUAUCUUUGA
Molecule: messenger RNA, 955 nt
Organism: Lycium barbarum (goji berry)
Lineage: Eukaryota; Viridiplantae; Streptophyta; Magnoliopsida; Solanales; Solanaceae
Product: early nodulin-like protein 20
Exons: 2
Coding region: 204-722 (172 amino acids)
Cellular component (GO): plasma membrane
Molecular function (GO): electron transfer activity
Source: RefSeq, a predicted model, not a curated record